This is a messenger RNA of Trichomycterus rosablanca, 3400 nucleotides long. RefSeq lists its product as uncharacterized. The record is from RefSeq and is a predicted model, not a curated record. Bases 154 to 1578 code for a protein of 474 amino acids. The transcript is spliced from 4 exons. Lineage: Eukaryota; Metazoa; Chordata; Actinopteri; Siluriformes; Trichomycteridae.
GGCUGCUUCACCUACUGUGACGUCACAUGAUUCCUGAUCGCGGUGCUGCAGGUCCUUCAGGAGGAGGGAGAGAGUUCAUCAUUUUACUUCUGCACCCAGAGAAGCAACAAGCAACAGAGAGAGAGAGAGAGAGAGAGAGAGAGAGAGAGAGAGAUGGAGAUCCAGAGAGAAUCCACACCGACGCCUGAGGACGACGACAUGGAGAUCAUCACCAUCUACAUUAACAGAGAAUUCAUGAAGCAGGUCCAGGACUCGCCGGGGAGCGCCAACGUCCGUCUGUCCGAUAGUGUGGACGAGAAGGUUGGGGUCACUAAGUCCACCAUCAGCGUCAUGUCAGAGGAGCUUAAUGUGGCCUCCUCCCUGCUGACCGACUCCGUCCUGGAUGAGGACGAGGUGACCAACGUCCCCCAAAUUAAGGACGAGAAGGUUGGGGACGCUGAGUCCACCAUCAGCAUCAUGUCAAAGGAGCUUAAUGUGGCCUCCUGUCAGCUGACCGACUCCGUCCUGGAUAAGAUCAAGGUGACCAACGUCCCCCAAAAUAAGGACGAGAAGGUCGGGGGUGCUGAGUCCACCAUCAGCAUCAUGUCAAAGGAGCUUAAUGUGGCCUCCUGUCAGCGGACCAACUCUGUCCUGGACGAGAUCAAGGACACUUUUGGUCAAAAGGAGAAGAGUGAGAAAUCCACCAUGACUGACCCGAUACCAGAAAUCGAUCCAACCUGCAGGAAGAUCCUGGUUCAGCCGGUAAAGAAGCUGCCCGCUGAAGCUCCAGCUAAAGAAGCAAUCUGCACUGCAGAAAAGAUGAAGAAGAAGAAGAAGAAGGACCAGAUCCUGGGAUUCUUCAGAAGAUCCUGGCAGACCACGAAGAGGAUCUUCAACAAGAGAUCAAACAUGGAGAUCGUUACCAAGCAGGUCCAGGACUCACUGGGGAGCACCUACGUCCACCUGCCCAAUAGUGUGGAAGAGAAGGUUGGGGUCACUAAGUCCAGCAUCAGCGUCAUGUCAGAGGAGCUUAAUGUGGCCUCCUCCCCGCUGACCGACUCUGUCCUGGAUGAGGAUGAGGUGACCAACGUCCCCCAAAAUAAGGACGAGAAGGUUGGGGGCGCUGAGUCCACCAUCAGCAUCAUGUCAGAAGAGCUUAAUGUGGCCUCCUGUCAGCUGACCGACUCCGUCCUGGAUAAGAUCGAGGUGACCAACGUCCCUCAAAAUAAGGACCAGAAGGUCAGGGGCCCUGAGUCCACCAUCAGCAUCAUGUCAAAGGAGCUUAAUGUGGCCUCCUGUCAGCAGACCAACUCUGUCCUGGACGAGAUCAAGGAUACUUUUGGUCAAAAGGAGAAGAGUGAGAAAUCCACCAUGACUGACCCGAUACCAGAAAUCGAUCCAACCUGCAGGAAGAUCCUGGUUCAGCCGGUAAAGAAGCUGCCCGCUGAAGCUCCAGCUAAAGAAGCAAUCUGCACCGCAGAAAAGAUGAAGAAAAAGAAGAAGAAGAAGAAGGACCAGAUCCUGGGAUUCUUCAGAAGAUCCUGGCAGACCAUGAAGAGGAUCUGCAACAAGAGAUCAAACAAAGUUUCCCCCCUCUAAUUUCCCCACAAUCCCCCAAAUGAUAUUCCCUCCUCAGCUAUAUAGCACAUUCUCAGACAAUUCUCCAUGUAAGAUCAUUUUGGUGAGGAGCAGAAGAUUCAGAACUUAAACCAGCUUUUUCACCUUCAGGACUUCAGCUUUUAUCGACGUGAAAAUGCCGUUCCCUUUACCAUCCGCCUGGCACUGCUGCGUUCUGCCCCAUGUUGGUCCCUACAGACCUGGACCGGUCCAUCUUGUUCCCUCUUGCUCCCUCUUGCUUCUUGGCUGAGAGCUUCGUGGUUGAGAGCUCCGGUGUACCGGAAUGUUCUCCGGUGCUCUUAGGGUCGGGGUUGUCUUAAACUUCUCUGUGCAGGAUACGAUCGCUGUUCCACAGACUUGGUUCCAUCUUGGUACCAGAAGUCCUCAUGAUACCAGAGUCUGUGGUUCCUGGUAGAGAUGGGAGGAUCGAUCGGCUAUGUAUCGAAAUCGGCCGAUUUUUUAUCAAAAUAUGCGAUCGGCCGAUAUUUCCUAAAUUCAGCAGAUCCGAUCGUGUGAUAUACAAACAUCAUCUCCAUGUUAAGCUUAACAGCUCAGUGGAUUGAUCCAGACAUUGAGCUACAAAGCUCCAACCAUCGUAUCACCAUUCAACAAACAUCGCACUUUACAACCUAAAAUAACAUAAUUAACGUUGUGCAUCAUACAUACGAUGGAAUUUUGCCGAUUGAAAUAUUUACUUUAAAAAGAUAAUUCAACCCGACCCCAUCUAAGUCAAUUCUAUGAGCACAUUAUAUGAACUCGUGGUUCACUUUGGUAAAUCGUAAGCGGUUCUUGCUUUUGAUGUAGAUGAGAGCAGAAAACGUUACAGAGCCAAUCGGAGGCAAAAGUUUAUUAGUUACUAAGUUGGUUAGUUCAGGAUCAUUUGCAGUGACUGACAGAAAACUUUUAGCUCCACAGACAGAACGACUCUGACUCGGUUACCGCUCUGUGGUAAUAGCGGUUUAAUGAAGCUUUUUAAUGUAAGAGAGUCACACAGAAUGUUCUGUAGUAGCUGGUGUUUAUUUAAAACCACGACAUUAAUUAAUUAAUUAAUUAACACGGAGAGAUAACUGAGAAGAGAAACGCUUCGCAUAAAAUGAAUCGACUCGUGAAUCACUUAUAUCAAUACUGCGAACAGAUCGUCUCUCUUAAAGACACACACACACACACACACACGUGGCAGCAUUUGGCACCGGUUUAUCUUCACUGUUUCCCUAUUUCAAGUUUUUUUCAGACUGAACUGGAUAACAUUAAACCUGCGUGUGUGGUCAGUUAGACUAAUGAAAUAUGUCUCCUGUGGGUGAAAAAAUAAAUUGCUUUAGUUUAAAAAGUAAACCCCCCGUCAACCCCCCCCCCCAAUCCGAAUCGGCUAUCGGCCUAUCACCCUCAAAGAAGAUUAGAGAUCGAAAUCGGUGCCAAAAACCCUGAUCGGUACAUCUCUAGUUCCGGGUGCUUCUGAGAACUGUUGGUUGCUCGUGGUGGUGGUGUUGGAUUUCAGAAGGAAUUCUGGGACUUUGUGAGCUGAGCUUGAUCAUCUUAGAUGUUGGGCUCCCCCAGUACCAGGAUUCUGGCUUCAACACCUCAAGUGUUGGAUUUCUGAAGGAAUUCUGGGACUUUGUGAGCUGAGCUUCAUCUUCUUAGAUGUUGGGCUCCUCCAGUACCAGGAUUCUGGCUUCAACACCUCAAGUGUGGGAUUUCUGAAGGAAUUCUGGGACUUUGUAAGCUGAGCUUCAUCUUCUUAGAUGUUGGGCUCCUCCAGUACCAGGAUUCUGGCUUAAACACCUCAAGUGUUGGAUUUCUGAAGGAA